UCUGGGCAGUUGAGAAUAUGGAGGCUAGGGAUGCUGGGUAAUGGCGCUCGCAUACUUAAACCCCGUCAUCUUCUGCUGGUCAUUGUGACACGACAACUCUAGGCAUCACCGUGACUGCACCAGCAUCCUCUACUGCAAGAACAUAUAAACAAGCACGCGCCCCAAUUGACAAUCCCCAAGCCAAAAUGCAGUUCACAAAGUACCUCACCCUUACCACCCUCCUCUUCCUCCAAACCUCCCUCGCCGCCCCGGCCCCCCAGCCCCAAGUCGCUCGCGCCUGCGACUACACCUGCGGCAGCCACUGCUACUCCAGCAGCGCCGUCUCCUCCGCCCAGAACGCCGGCUACAACUACGUCGAGCAAGGCGGCCACGCCGGCAGCAGCAGCUACCCGCACGUCUACAAAAACUACGAAGACUUUGAUUUCCCGGUGCAGCCGACGUACUAUGAGUUCCCGAUUCUGAGCGGCGGAUCGACGUACUCGGGUGGUUCGCCGGGCGCGGAUCGGGUGAUUUUUAAUGAGGAUGGGGAGUUGGCGGGGUUGAUUACGCAUUCGGGGGCUAGUGGGAAUAACUUUGUGGCUUGUGAAUAGAGUAGGACUGGUAUGGUUG
Molecule: messenger RNA, 609 nt
Organism: Aspergillus glaucus CBS 516.65
Lineage: Eukaryota; Fungi; Ascomycota; Eurotiomycetes; Eurotiales; Aspergillaceae
Product: extracellular guanyl-specific ribonuclease RntA
Exons: 2
Coding region: 186-590 (134 amino acids)
Molecular function (GO): RNA binding; RNA nuclease activity
Source: RefSeq, a predicted model, not a curated record